Molecule: messenger RNA, 1032 nt
Organism: Nannizzia gypsea CBS 118893
Lineage: Eukaryota; Fungi; Ascomycota; Eurotiomycetes; Onygenales; Arthrodermataceae
Product: dolichol-phosphate mannosyltransferase
Exons: 2
Coding region: 1-1032 (343 amino acids)
Source: RefSeq, a predicted model, not a curated record
AUGGACGCAGAACCCCCCACAGCUGCGAGAGUUGGUGUUUUGCACCAAUAUUCUGCAGGUCUCAAUUGUUUUGAAUAUAAAUCAGACACGGCCAGCAAGGCGAAACCUCAUGCAUUGCUUCUGAUUGCGGGGCUCUCGGAUGGACUGUGUACCGUACCAUUUAUGAAUGACUUGGCUGGAUCUCUUGAAUCAACAAAGUGGUCCGUGUUCUUUGUCAUGCUCUCAUCCUCGCAUACCGGAUGGGGUAUGAGUAGUCUUGACAAGGAUGUGGAAGAGCUGGGACGAUGCAUCGACUACGUCAAAGCCCUCAAAGCGCGUGAAAACCAGGGUGAAUCCGAGCUUGCUAAGAUUGCAAUAAUGGGGCAUUCGACGGGAAGCCAGGAUGUUUUGCAUUAUCUCUACACUCAGGCUCCAGAGCAGACAAGGCCAGCAGUGGACGGCGCUAUUCUCCAAGCACCAGUCUCCGAUAGAGAGUCCACUCUCUCCAUUCUCGAGACCGGAACCGCCAGUGACUCUGCGGAGGUUAUAAACGAAAUCUUCUAUGAAUUGGUUGAUGUUGCGAAGUCGAACCCGAAUGAGAAAGAUAAUGGCUACAUUUUGCCCAUUGCUCUGACGUCACGUAUUGGGUUUCCGUCGAACGUUGCGGUUAGUAGCAAGAGAUUUUUGAGCCUAACCAGCCCAGAUAGCCCGGAAUCACCCCUGGAGGAUGAUCUAUUUAGCUCUGAUCUUGAAGAUAAAAGACUGCAAGAGACGUUCGGUAUGAUUGGAAAACGUGGCUAUUUGAAAGGAUCAAUCCUUGUGUUGCCUGGCGGUUCUGAUGAAUAUAUUCCAGAAUGGGUGGAUAUGGAGAGUUUAAUCAAGAGGUGGGAAACCGCUACUAAGGCCGGCAGUGAUAAUCCCGCCAUCUGGGACGAGAGUUGCGGCGUUGUCCCUGGAGCAAGACACUCUCCACAAGGGAAAUGGCAAGUUAAGCCUAUACAGGACCUGCUCUCGAGAGUUCAGGGAUUUCUCACUAGACUUGAAAAACAUUGA